This is a messenger RNA of Bombyx mori (domestic silkworm), 2937 nucleotides long. RefSeq lists its product as uncharacterized. The record is from RefSeq and is a predicted model, not a curated record. The coding region runs from base 286 to 1578 and encodes 430 amino acids. The transcript is spliced from 9 exons. Lineage: Eukaryota; Metazoa; Arthropoda; Insecta; Lepidoptera; Bombycidae.
AUUCGUUAAAAAAUCAAAUGUACACCUACGACAUAAAUAUCAAAACUGUAAUUUUCGUUGUCAUAAAAAAAUGGUGGGGUUUUUAAAUGGCAAAGUUCCUAAAGUAAAUCAAUAAUCUGUUAAUUGAUAAUAUAUGACUUGAUUCGGUUAAUAUGUGCCUUGAUUACUAAUCAAUUACUUUUAUAAUUAGUUUAAUUAAGUACCUGCUAAAAGUUGAAGUCGUUAUGUGUUGAUUUCCGCCGGUUAUAGCGUUUAUUUAGGAACAAUUACGAUUGGAAUGUAAAAAUGGCUCUGGGACUUGGAGGAUGCACGUUUCUGAAGAAUGCUACGAUGCUGGAACAGCUCCUCGAAGAAAUCAACUUUCAGAGAACGAAGGAGAUGCGUCAAUUGAUGAAGGAUGAUUCUGGCUUCGUAGUUCUACAAGGAACGACGUAUUGGACAGAUUUGUUCGUGAGGCACUUCCUCUUCCAGGAGGAGCAGGCCAUUGACUGUGACGACCUGCUGUUCUUUGUUCGAAAACGUCAUGUGAAGGGAUCGUCGCGCUACCUGCCUAAAUACGAGACGGACGUCGAGGUGUUCCGUAAAGACUCCAAAAAACUGCCGAUCGGCGACCCGGAGAUCGACUGGGAGGAAACGGUCUACCUCAACCUGAUCGUGCACCAGUUCGACUACACGCUCACGCUGGCCAUCUGCACGCGCACCAGUCCCAAGGAGCUGCAGGUGUUGAAGCGGCACUCGCAGAAGGUCUACGCGUCUCCGAGCCGCCGCAAGAUGGACACGAAGGGGGAGGGCGAGGAGAUGACGUACCCGCAUAUCUGCUUCAUGGUCGACAACUUUGACGAGGUGUUCUGUGACAUCGUGGUGCGAGACGGCGAGAUGGUGUGCGUGGAGCUGGUCGCGCGAGGGCGGGGUGGCAGCGCCCAGGCGGUUAUCUUCCUCGGCUCCAUCCGAUACGACACGCUCACCAGGGUCUACGACUCUAGGCAAACUUCAUUAUCAACUAAAGUAGCCCAGCGUAUGUCGUUUGGUCUACUGGGCAGCAAGACUGCAGCGCGCUGUGAGUUCGUGCGCAUGAAGGGGCCGGGGGGCAAGGGACACGCGGAGAUGGCGGUGUCGAGACCGCGGGGGGCGGGGGUCGACACCCCCACGUCUGAGCCCGGCCUGGCCGCCACAGACAUGUGGGAUAGUGACUGGGAUGAGGACCCCGAGGAGCUGUUUGUGUAUCGACAUCAGCGUCGUCUGAGCGACCCCAGUGCCAACAUUAACAACUUCACUCGCAGCGGGUGGCGCACCAAGGACAACCGGGACAAGAGCCGCUCCGAGAACGAGGGGCUCGAUUCCAUGGUCAGCGGGGUCGCGGAGGUCGAGGCCGGGGACCUCAGGGACGAGCUGGACGCCGGGCUGUACAACCCGCUGUGGGCCAUGCGGGGGUUCUCGCAGACCUUCCACUUGUGGAAGGAGGGCAAGAGGCAGAGCUCCUCGCCGCUCAACGCCUUCCUGACGUACGUGACGCUGCCCUGGUGGACCAUCGCCAAAGAUAUUCUCGACCAUCGCGAAGAACCGAUCUUGACGUUCUAAGCAGCUCGGCCGCGACACACGAGGCCGCGGCGUGUCGUCCAACAGGAGCACGACGAGCCAGUACUCGCUCUAUAACCGACAAAAUCACAGGAACUUGUAUGACUACUCAGUCGCAGUUUGUUUCCGUUUUUUCCAACGGACUUUCUGAAUUUCAUUCCUUAAGAUAUUAUUUCCCAAAAUGCACGUCUCGUAUGUUAUGUUCGCGCAGUCGGGCGUGCACUGUACAAACAAUAUUGAGCUGUGAACGUAUUUGUGAUCGUGUAAUGAUGCUACCUCAUAAAUGUUGUGUGUUCAUCGUGCAAAUGUAUUGUACUGUCCGAUAACAGAUGUAUAACAAGGCAACAAAAUACAAAAACAUUGAUUUGGUGAGACGGAGUACACCGCAGUGGCUCUGCAAGUAGUUCGCGCGCCGUCGCCUAGAUGGCGCUUAUACCAAUAUUGAGAAACUAACAAAAUGUGUUAAAUGGUUAUUGAAUUAAAUAUACAAUAUUCCAUGACUGAUAUAAUAUUCUAGUCGACAUCGGUGAUUAUGUACAUGUAAGUUGAUGAUAUUAUAAUGUAACUUAUUAUGUAAUAAAUACGCUUAGAAAAUUUUUGUCGUACUCGAUAUGGUAUACCGAAUAACAUUUGUAAACAAAAAUAAAAUAUGUGUUUAAAAUUCAAAAGUAAAUUAGAAAGAAUUGUAACGAACCGCAUUUGAUUUGUUUAGUUUUAUUUUGUAAUCGUUGGAAUGCAUGAGGCCUCAGCAGUAACCGCAUCAUCUGAUUUAAUGAAUACGUCUCGUUCUGAGUGCCCGCUACAACAUUACUAUUGUAGUACAAUCGAUUGCAAUUGUAUUUAAGCUUGUGUUGUAUUGUUCCCCUAAAAUCCGUUAUAAAGCGUGGUGUCCGCCCCGGGGGAGGGGGACUGGUUUGUGGGUGUCCGCCCAAUAAUUGAAUACACAUUCGAUGUGACAAUAUGUCGAGAUAUAAGUAUGCCGAGUAUCAAAACGUGACGUCAUUCUGAACUUUGAAAACAUUACGGAGGUGGGCGCAUGGACUGUCCAGUUUGGAUUUGGCUUAAGUUUUUAAAGUAAAUACAUAAUUUUGAUUAAUAUUAAGAACAUUUUGAAGAUCUCGAAAUCUCUUUAGUUUUUUUUUAUUAUGAAAAAUCGAAUUUUCAAAAUUUUGUUGCUAUUUCUUACUUCAUUACUUUAUAUUGCUACCCUUUCAGGACCAAUACACCUCAGAAUUAUAAAAUUUGCAGUCAACGUGCAUAUUACUUUGUAUUUAAAAUCUAAUCCAAGUAGCCGCGACCACGCGAGCUGCGGCGGGAUGAGGUGACUGUGUGAUUGAAUAAAGUGAAUUGUAAUUAACUUUA